UGAGUAUAAUAUAAAUGAAAUACAUUGGGUUUACCGAGUUUUUCUCUCUAGCUAAAGAAUGCAUUCUAGACUUAUAGAAUUGAAUUAUAUAAAUACAGAAUGCAUCACAUAUGAAUAGAUUAAAUUGCAUAUAGCCUGAAUGCUAUAAGUAUAAAAUGCAUUGUAUAGCUAUAGAGAGAAAAUUCCCCUCUUGGCGCCAUAGUCUACAGCCUUGCCAUUGUAAAAAGUCUAUAAACAUCGUAAAGUGUCUAUAAGCCGUGGUAUCGCGGUUAUUUUAACCAUAUCCUGUAAAGUUUUAAUGGCAGUAAGGCGCAAUACACCUUAUCAGGAUACAUAACUUGUGUUUUGGCAGUUCUGGUCCCUAUAGCCGACGACACAGACUAUAACGAACACACACAGCACCACGUUUCUAGGAGCAUUCUAAGAUACCAUGCAAUGCUUCCUUUUUUUUUUGAACGGCAGGGUGACAAGACAGAGUAUGACGACAAUUUCUUCGACUACACUACUCGAUGACUCGAGUCAUAACUUUUAGUUAAACUCUACCGCUGGUGUUCAAGCAGCCAUUACAAGGGGCGGUAACUCUCGCGCCAGAAAGGUUUUGUUAUCUCCCUUUUGUUGAUGUCAGGCCAGAGAAUCGAUUCCGCUAUGUGAGCCACAUUCGGCAGAAAUAUCACUAUUGCUCAAUCCCAGUGCUUGAUUUUGUGCAUCUGUUGCUGUCAUUAGCUUGCCUAAGAUCACGUUCAACUUCCGAGGUUCUACCGUUCUUGCCCAAUAUGUGUGGGAGGUGUAGAUGUAGAGACAGCUGGAUAUCAGCACGUACUGUUAUCAUGUAGUGGUUUUUCCAGAGGCCGAACGUUCUUCGACUGCAGGAUGGAAGUAAUAGGUUAUCAAAGUUUACAUACAUUUAGUUGUUGGUUUGACCGGAUAGCAAUAAAGGUCAGAGCUUGUCAUUUCUGGCAGAUAACACUAUUGUGUGAUUUUAUCCAGAAGGUGUAAUAGUUUGUAAAACACCAGCCUUACAAUGAGUUUUCGAUAUUCCCGGGUGCCUACACAGGACAUGAUGGAAUCAGGGUCAUUAACAUUUGACUAUUCGUCAGCCUUCACUUACGAAAACAAAGGGAAUAUCAGCCGAAAAUACAAAUCGUAUUUUACAUAUGGAACUGGAGAUUCUAUCUCUCACUCAUCUGGCGACUUAUAUUCAGCAGCAAGCUUCAGCAGGAUGGACUGCUUAUGCUACUAUUUCAUCAAUGUCUUUGUCUACAUUGCUUUUUUUCUUACUUUCCCCAUCAGUAUAUGGUUUGCUUUUAAGAUAGUACCCGGUUUUGAAAAGAUUGUUGUAUUUAGAUGGGGCCAUCUACAUCAAACAAAGGGACCAGGUAUGGUGUUUGUGAUGCCACUGGUAGAUACUUAUCAAAAGAUAGACAUGCGAAUGAAAGCAUUUAAUGUGCCUCCACAGCAGGUAAUAACAGGAGAUGGUGCUAUCAUAGAGGUUGGAGCAGAUGUGUAUUACAGGAUAGCAGAUCCAGAGAAAUCCAUCACCAAAAUUCAAAACCUGGAUAAGUCUACACGUGUUCUUGUGCAGACCAGCCUUCUUAAUCAGCUAGUGCGUUUGCCACUUACGAAAAUUGAUGGUCAUCGCAACAGCAUUGCUGAAAGUGUACAGACUACCAGCAACAAGUGUUCUCAAGAGUGGGGAAUAGAAAUUUGUAGAUUGGAACUGUCUCAGAUAAAAAUCUUGCAAAAAUCACCAAGUGGACAACCUAAGCCAUCGGUGGUACUUCCACCUGGGAUGGGAAGUUUAGCUGGAUUUGCAGCAGCAGCUGAAUGUGUAGCUGGAGGCUCAGUUCCAGAGGCCUUCCAGCAACUGGCAUCUGCCUUCUUAUCAGCACAAGGUCAGCACAAUCAUGCUGAAGAACAGAAUGUCAAACAGUCAGAACCUAUUCCAUCUCCAACUCUAAUUUAUGAUGACACUACUGGUUCUUGUGGACAGGUGAACAUAGGAUCUGCAGCGUCACAUAAGGAGCCCUCCGUCAGAGAAAUUUUGCAGUUAGCUUGCCGAGUGCUAAAUGAAUCACUUGUUCGAAAAGUUGAUGCUGUUUACCAGUUUCAACUGCAUGGGGAGGAAGGAAGUGUUUAUUUUGUGGACCUUAAACAUGGUCAAGGACAAGUAGGAGAAGGUGUGUGGUCUGGCGAAGGAGAUGUAGACGCUUCCUUAAUGAUGACAGUAAAGGACCUACAACUGAUGCUGACUGGCCAGCUCAAGCCUUUUCAAGCUUAUAUGAAUGGGAGAUUACGGGUGUCGGGUGACCUUGCAGCUGCACUGAGACUUGAAACUUUUGUGGACAAAGUGGUGGCUCAAACAAAGAUAAGCUAGGAAAGACUUAGCAUGGACUGAUGACAUGAAACCCUUAAUACUAAUAUUCACAUCUUAACAUGGUAGCUACUAUUGAGAGAGAUCUAGCCUGAAAACAGAUUAUCUUAGAUUGAAAAUGAUGUCUUGAUGUGCUUCAAAAAUUUAAACAUAACUAUUCUUUCUUUUACUCCAUUGUUUUAGUUAGCUAAUAAAAUGUGCUUAGUAAAAGAAAUUCUUUUCGUUAACUGCCUUGCUCUAAGGUUCUGGUCACAUUACUGUCUAAUUAACCUCUUUUGGGUGCUCAUUUUUAGAAAUUAUAAGGAGUUGUCGACUCGCACAGUGAUGAAGUCCUCAUCAGAAAGACAAUGAGGAGUUAACUGUGGGUUAAACAUUUCUGCUCUAGCAUAAGUUCAACUUUGUAAGUGGCACAUUUCCACAGAGCUGGAUUAGCAUGCCCUUUAUGAUAUCCACCCACCACUCCCAUCCAGUUGCUGGCGCGGCAUAAAAUGCUGACACCUCAUCAAGAAACAAAAAGAAAUUUUAGUUACCAAAAGUUUUGAUGAAAAUCUUCAAAGUAUGUAUAAAAGAGAGCUUUUUUUCUGAUAUUGGUGGCAGGUAUCCCAUAGUUUUUAGUUGAAACUAAUAUAUAAAACUAUUGUUAGGUUGAAUCCUAAAAUUAUACAAGGUCAGAGUAGUAAAAUUAAUGUAUAGUCAGUGUGUUGUAAUAUUUUCUGUGAUGUUUGUUUCUUUUUGUAAAAAUGUAAAAUUUGUUUAUAGUAUACAGCUUAGCUCAUAAUAUUAAAUAAGAGGCUUAGAUUUUGGGUGUUUCGAGUUUAGUGUUGUUUGGACAACAAAUUACAUUCAGAAACACUGUGCUUUCAGAUGAUCACAUGAAGCUGGAAAUACAGCAAGUAUUUUCCUGUCGAGUUCAAA
Messenger RNA from Pomacea canaliculata, 3286 nucleotides. RefSeq names its product stomatin-like protein 1. The record is from RefSeq and is a predicted model, not a curated record. The coding region runs from base 1022 to 2374 and encodes 450 amino acids. The transcript has 9 exons. Gene Ontology annotation, cellular component: plasma membrane. Lineage: Eukaryota; Metazoa; Mollusca; Gastropoda; Architaenioglossa; Ampullariidae.